Messenger RNA from Spirometra erinaceieuropaei, 11269 nucleotides. The record is from the annotation of a GenBank genome assembly. NCBI's taxonomy places the organism in Eukaryota, Metazoa, Platyhelminthes, Cestoda, Diphyllobothriidea, Diphyllobothriidae.
AUGACAAGAGUUCUGAUCGACGACUGUCAUCGGCGUUUGCAGAAGUAUAAGGCUGAGAUCGAGCAGAACAGAAGGCAGUGUGUCCACACUCUCGGCGAUUUUAUCGCCGCAGAUCAUGGGAAGAUGAUCUCUGCUCUGGUACACCACGGGCAAGCCAAGAAGAGAGAAGUUUUGGAACGGAAACUCAUUAAGCUAAAACCACCAGCCACAGAAAGCUCAAACUUGGUCCACAAACUCUCGUCUAAGCAGCUAACAGAGCAGCAACUACGAGUGCUACAGCAUGAGACUUGUUUCAACACUGCAGAUGCCGAUCCUGUCGACUUCAUUGCAGCCCUGGAAGCUAUGAUCGUGAGAAGUGAAACAUCCGACGAUAUGAAGCACGCCGUCCGACAACGUGUUACCUCCUUGCUGAUGAAACACAGACCAACCAAAUGUAUCUCGCAGAGUGAGUCAAAGGCUAUGAGAGAACUGAGGAGGGACGACAGCAUUAUCAUUCUACCUGCUGACAAGGGACGAUCAACCGUCGUGAUGAAUAGAAAAGACUAUAAUGAAAAGGCUAAAGCCCUUCUUGAUGACAGGGAAUUUUACAGACCAGCACGGAAGUCACAAGCCAAAGCAGUGGCAGAUCGGCUGAGUACCCUGCUUAGAGAAUACCGACAUAAAAAUGUGAUCACGGAGAAUGAAUGGCACCAAAUGAGGGCAACUGACACCGCUCUAGCCCGAUUCAAUGGUCUGCCAAAAAUCCAUAAAGCAAAUGUCCCACUUCGGCCAAUCGUUGCCCUAAAAGGUAGUCCCACCUACAAUUUGGCAAACUCAAUGUACUCAAAACUGAAGUUCCUCCAAGGCAAUUCGACUACCUCAGUUCGAUCAGCCUCUCAAUUCCUCAUAGACCUCCAAGGUAGGAGGAUUCAAUCGGAGGAAAUCAUGGUAUCCUCCGAUUGUUACCAUUCACAUCCAUCCCACCAAACUUAGCCUGCGAAUUCUUUCGCAAGAGACUUGAAGAGGCGUACGAUGAGACUCAGAAUGCCCUCAAAAUUGAACACCUCAUGAGGCUGUUUGAAUUCUGCCAGCAAACUUCACUUUUGCGGGAGAGACCUAUGAACAAAUCAAGGGAACCCCAAUGGGCUCACCGGUCUCCGGUUUGUUGGCAGAACUGGUCCUACAGGAGUUAGAAAAGAUUGCCUUCGCCCAACAUGAACCGGUGUUUUGGCGCCGUUACGUAGACGACACGUUCGGACAAUUUGUGAAAGUUGUCGUCGGAGCAGUGUGCUCUUUUGGAAAGUUUUUUUUCCCUCAUAUGACCAUAUGGAUCGAUUUCAUUGGCUUGUCUAAAAAUAAGAACUCCUCGCAGAAGCAAGUUUUCUUCCAGAACGAGGGCUGGUAAUCAAUAUGUUUCUUUCUAAAUAGGAACAUGCUCUAGUAACUUUCGGACUUAAAAGCGGCUUAAUCAUGACUUUUUGUUGAUGAAGUUCAAAGCCCUACAUCCAUUUCCCAAUUAUUUUCAGCAAGAACAUCGGCGUGUGUUCUCUGUGAAUGGUCUAAAUGGGGUUAUAAUUAUACGUGCUUAGUUUGCGACGAAUAAAUUCGUCGCCUUGUUUACACGUGGACCGUUUAUGUCCCCCCUACUUAUUUCUGGGUACAGUUCUACCAUUCAGUAUUCGCCAUAGAGUAACCUUACUAAUAUUAGAAAUACUUGCUAACGACUCAUGCGACAACCCCUCCGCUACUAAUUUCCGUAUCCUUUCAUAUUCGACUGCUGAACGACAUUGUUUGAACAUCGUUAUCGCACGGAAGGACAGAGAAAAAAGGCAGCAUGUUGCGCGUACUCAAGAUAUAUAUAUAUAUAUAUAUCUGUUUGCGCCUAUUAAUUCUCGGUGUGGUUAAACAAAUUAUUGUCGAAGAAAUAACUGCUACAUUUUAUCGCACAAGACGUUAUAAAUUCACAAAAAGGAAUUUUAUAGGCUGCCUUCGGUCUUUUAUUCCUGAAAACAAGUAAAGUUCUCAAGCUCGUCCUCACCUGAUUUUCUUACAAACAAAAUCAAAUUUAGCAUUUCCAGACAGAAUCUACCUCUCACUUUUUCUGUUUUUAUUAAUCUUUGUUUAUAGCACAAUGCACGUAACCAUAACGUUUUGAUCAGCAAAUUUCCGUGGCGUAGGAAGCCAUCUGGAUAUUAAUAAAGGUCAGGUUUAGCCCAAAUCUAACCUCCUUUUCUUUAAUAAAACGGACUCGAAAUGAUGCUUUUCUCAGUAAAUGCCUUUCUGUCUCCCAACUCACUUUAAUAAACACAACUAAUAACACCAGAUGCAUGACGUACUUCUCACUAAGAUUUCGACCAUGACAUUUCAUGAGUUAGGCCAACUACUGUACACUUCCUGAAAGAAAACAAAGGGCCAACUGCAUUAGGGGGGUCCCUAUCCGCGUAUCUUGACGAGAUAGGGUUGGGGCCAGCUUUUAGUUUAGUACCAGGGUCAGGAAUAAAGUUAAGAAACGGGAAUAAGUACAUCUCCUGAAAUUCAGUGCAAGACUACCCUGAGUGAAGGGUGGGACACUUAUUUUCGUGUCCAACCUAAAAAUAUGAUUAAGCAGGUGUUAUCUCGCAGGCCAAGUGUUCACAUGCAUGUGCAGAUCGAAAUAGUUUGGGAAAAUUUUCCUAUAUAUGGCACUGAGUCUCAGCUUAGAGUAACUCUCUGCAACAUGUUCUGCUGACCGACUGGCGACGAAACACCCCUUCUAGUGGUUACGCAUACGUGGUAGUUUUAUUGCAUAUGCAUAUAUAGGUGGAAAACCCCACCCUGUCUAUGCUUGGAGAGGAGCGCGGUUUAUGGAAUUCGUCAAGGAGAAUGAGAGUCCGUCCAGAAUAUCGGACAUGACAAUGCAAUAUAUAUAAUAUAAAUAUAAUUAUGAUAGUGGGCGCUCACCGAUCAGGUUACGGAACAUGCUCGUUCCGUUGUGCCUUGGGGCUCAUACUUAAACCCUCGCAGGCAGUCGCACAGCGACUAGUGAUAUAUGUUGAGAAGGUGAUACCGACAAAGACAAGGGAGACCGGAAUGGCCAUUUCUGGCUUAUUAGCCGUCAUCAGCCAGUCAUACCCAACCCCAAGUGUGGAUCACUUGAGAUUCGAACCCGGGAUCUUUGGUCAUGGAGUUGAACGCUCUACCAUUGAGCCUGAUCGGUGAGCGCCCACUAUCAUAAUUAAUAUUCCCGAUCACAACCGACAGGACAACGGGCCCGUGGCUCAAUGGUAGAGCGUUCAACUCCAUGACCAAAGAUCCCGGGUUCGAAUCUCAAGUGAUCCACACUUGGGGUUGGGUAUGACUGGCUGAUGACGGCUAAUAAGCCAGAAAUGGCCAUUCCGGUCUCCCUUGUCUUUGUCGGUAUCACCUUCUCAAUAUAAAUAUAAAUACAAUAUAUAAAUAGGGCGACUUGAGGUUUUUGCACCCCCCCCCCUUUGUUUUUAAGCUGACAGUCGUAAAAUAGUUACACUUAUUCUGCAGUAGGUAAGUCGGAAUCUUUUACUCAUUUUCGUAAGCACGUUUGUGCAAACAACCGGGUCGGCUAAAGCGGUCGGUGAAAAAUUAUGUGCAGUUUCUUAAUAGAUCGCGCAACCAACUGCCUCUGUUCAAAAGGCGGCGGCUAUUGGCGUUUUUCCUGAGGUGGCCAACGCUACACACUUUGCCGUAUUAUCGAUUUAAGUAAUAUGCUUAGGGGCCUUGAAGAUAAUUGACAGAUUUCCGGCGAGUGAGUUUUUGUUCGCACUUCUGUAUGGAUUGCCAAAACCAUAUAUCGACGUGUUUUUGCUGGCAAGUAAAAUUUUUUCAUCGGGUAACUGCUUAGACCUAGAUGGGGACGUAUCUAAUAAGCAGGCCUUAAACUAUUGCAAGAUGGCUUCAUGUUAGCGUUUUUCCUUACCAUGCGACUGGUAGACGCUUAAAAUGGUAAACGAAAAAUCCCGGCAACGGUAUAGGGAAAGUACCCAAGAAAUGCACGACCAACCCCAGUCGCCUGUCUUACUGGAAAGGUGGUAAUGGGGGCUUUACGCGUGGGGCCGUUAAAUGCGUUGUAAGCAGGCAAUGUAAAUGAAGGCAAUUGUGUGGUUUGUUUUUUAGUCGAAAACAUUUUACGGCAUUGACAUAUAGUAACCAAAGAAAGCUGGGAAAUUGGAAAAAAUAUUUUUAGUUGUGGUCCUAGUGCAAACCAAUUUCAGGUGCCCACCAAUCGAUUGUUUACGGCAAGUUAUGUGUCCAAGGCAAGCGCAGCCAAUGAGUAUGUAAUCACGUUAGUAAGCUAGCUGCCUCUACCGAAAUUUAGUGUACGAGUCCGUCAUGUGCCUGAAUCCAAAGGCAAUGUUGUCUGCGCGAUCUGUCAAGCGAAACGAAAAUCCUAAUAAGUACGUUAUUUGUAAACCAAGGCAGGUGGUGUUUUAUGUAACUCAUGUAACGUAAUUCAGGAAGUACGAAUACCAUACGUUAGUAAAAAUAUAUUCACUAUAUGUUUAACGGUUUUUUUUUCAUUUUAGAGUUUGUCCUUGAUAGGCUAUUAUUUUGUGAAUUUUGCAAAUAAAUGGAAGCGGCAGCCGAAGGAAUUGCUCAUACCCCGGAACAUCUUCGAAGUAAGAUGGAAGAAAUAUUGGACGAGAUAAAUUCGGAGAAGGUUGUCGAGUACUGCCAGAAGAGGGGACAGCUUCCGACCGCAUUAUUAUGCUAAUGCGAAAGAGCAAAUUAGGAGGCGACACUCGGAUGAAUAUGUUUCUCGAUGAUCCGGGGCCGAAAGAGAAGGGCAUUGAGAGGUGGUUCAAUUUUUGAGGACAGCCGGUUGACGUUGGGGACAAUUAUGAAGAUUUGGCUACUUUUUCUAAAAGGAGUAAGAGAAGGCUAUCGACGUCGCAAUGUGACGGCGGUGGAGUGGUACGCGUUAUGUAGGAAUGGAUGCACUGCGGCUCUCAGAAAGCAAACGAAACAGAUUGGGGGACGGGAAUUUGGGUCCCAGUUGAUGAAACGUUACUAAGCCGACGUAAAUACCACGUCGGUAAACGCCGAAUGCAAUGGUGGUUCGUGAGAAUGCACAAUACAAGGCGGUGAAAGGCAGUGGUCGAGCAGGUCAACGACAUAACCUGGCCGGCUCUGCGCGCUGUCAUUACAAAAUGAGUAACGAAGGGCAGCAUCGUCAUGAUGGAUGAGUGGAGAGCCUACAGUCGCCUCCCGUCUGAGGGAUAUGUCCAUCAUACCGUAAAUCACUCCAAACACUUCAAAGACCCGACGACUGGAAGGAACACAAAUGCAAUAGAGUCAUAAUGGAGUCGAUUGAAAAGGAAGGCGUACGAAGGAAGCCCGGUUUCCGGUUGAGCUAUCUGGUCUCAUAUAGACGAAGUACAAUAUCGCCUCUGGUUUGGUCUUAAUGCGCUGGACUGAAGGAAGCGUGGAAGGUAUUCUUGUUUUACGUUGCGGAGGCUUACCCUGUGUAAAUGGAACUUGUUCUGGAAGAAGCUGACAGUAUUGUAAGUUAAUUGUCCUACAUUAACUUCUCGCAACCCAAACUGCCUUGGUUUUCCUAAUGCUUUUGGACCGCAGCGUAGUUUUUGGUUAGCCGUCUGCCUCUUUUAUCGUGAAAGCUUCGGAUUUGUGUCUGGAUGCAAGUAAGUUUCGAUUACAAGCCUCUUACAAGAUCAGGUAGUUAAGAAUUAAUGUGAUCAACCGGAACAUAAUCGGACGACUACAUGAAGAAUGCCGCCCAUUUGACAGGCAGAUUAUAAACGUUAACGGCAGCAGACACGUUGAAGCAUUAAUGUCAUGAAAGUCGUUACAUUGGCGGCUAUAGUACACUACGGGAUCGUGACUGUCGCCUGGUGGCCGUCGUUAGGACGUACAUGCUGUAGCUAAAAAUGCCGCAACACUGCAUAGGGCAAGUAAUGCGAAGCCGAUCAACAACGUCCUCUAUUAAGAAGCUUGGUCGCGCUGUCAUCUCUCAACUGUCUGUGAUCAGCGCAUGACGGAUUAUUCAACGGGAAUUCAGAUGACGUGUUCCCAAUCGUAUGAGCAGAAGUCUACGAAACAGGCACUGGGAUUUGUAAACUGGAUGUCAAGGUCCUCCAAGUGCGCACUCUAUGUUUAAAAUAGUCGCCAAGUUUUGCUAUCUCUUCUCAUUUCCCUGAAAUAAGGCCAUGUUGGGUUAUCCUACGGCAAGGUAGUUGAGAUCUUUCCAAUCAUAAUUAAAGAACUCAACGGCUUCUCAAUCGUGUAAACUGAGGUUUACGAUGAACUACACAGUGGAUAGGCUGCUGCCCGAAUUAUCACAGCGCAGCCCAUAGUAGGUAAUGCUAAGGCGAAAGGCAUGACCCGUGCUGACGGUGUAAAGUGCGGCGGCCGUUUCUCAACUCUCUGAGCUAAGGUCAUGAUGGCUCAUGCAACGGGAAGUCCGAUGAUAGCCUCCCAAUCAAAUGUGCGAGAGUUAACGAGUAACAACCAUGUUUAUGAAAGUGUCGAAUAAAACAGAACCUACUUAAACAAGCAUAGUAGGCAUUCUUUUGUACUUCGUAGAUACUUGGGGGCCUUCACUAUAUCCUUGCCAAAAUACCAUCAACGGACGUUUUAUAGCGAGAUUACCACUCAAAAAAGCAAACUGUCUUUGUGGUUUCUUUUCAAGUGGGGAAAACUUCUGGCCAAUAAAUUUCCUGUUUCAGUGCUCACAUCUCCGUCCUCUGAGUUCGUGACCUGUCUGAUGAAAGGUCACGAACUGUGAACAUGAAUUGCUGAAGCGCACGAAACGCCCACCCCGCACCCACGAAUAUUAUACUGCGUUAAAUGUACGACCGAGCCUCCAAAUAAGAUAGAGUUUGAUUUAUAAAGUAUUAUUUAAUGACUAAGAGAUAAUUUAUUUUACGAUAAAAGAGCAAAUCAAAAAACGACUUUAUGAUAUGUCACCUAUUCAAGGCCUCAUAUAACUGUCAUCAGAGGAGGGGAACGUCAUAAAACGACAAAAAAAUGAAAAAUAGUAACAAAUACAUCUUAUCAGUACUUUGUCGAUUGUCCUUUAGCUUUCAACGUUGCCGUGAUGCAAGAGGGCAUCGAGACUACCAAGUUGUCUAAGGUGGUUUGGUCUAUGUAAUUAUUAAGCAAAAAUUUCAAAUUUUGCUCCAUAGGAAGAUGUUUUCUUGCUUUGUCCCAAUUUCUUUUGUUUAGUGCAAAAAGAUUUUCGAUGGGAUUUAGGUUCGGGCUGUUGGCGGGGAGAAAAAUGCUUAGAAGGCCGCAGGCGGAGGGGCUGCCUGUGGUCUAAAAUACUAGAUUAUAGUCGUAGACUGAGUUGAAAUCAUACCUCCUUUGAGCGGAGGACAGGGUCAUUAUCCUAUAACAUUGCGGUACCCAUUCGACGUCGAUGAACACCGUUAUAACCGAAGGCAUCCCUUACGAUGUCAAUAAACACCUUGCUGUUUAUGGUCUUCGCUGAUGAACGCCAGACCAGUCGCUCUCCGAAUUUGAUGGCCAUCCAAACCAUCAGGCGUCGGCAGUUAUUGAAAGUUGGUGUCGAUGAAGAGUGCUCUCGCAGAAAGUUCAUCCCAAAUAUGGCAACCUGGGCCGACUUCGGAGACUUGUCUAAAAAUAGGACAUCAUAACAAAAGUAAAUGCUUUUCCAGAAGGAAAGUCUAUGAUCAAGAUAUAUUUGAGCAAACAAAAAAAGUUCUCUAAUAAUUUUUCUACUUAGGAAUGGCUUUGUCAGGGCGUUUUGCUGAUGGAAACCGAACUCUCUCAUUCUUUUUUUAGUUAUGCGCAAAGAAAACAUUGACAGGUGUUCUCUGUAAAUAGCCUUAAGGGGCAUAUAAUGAUACUUUUUCAGUCUGACGAAAGAGAUCAUCGCCUUGCUUGCUUGUGGACUGUUUUGGCCCACCAUGCUUAGUUCUAGGAACUGUUUUAUUAUUCAUAAUUCUCCAGAGAGUGAAAAUACUAGAUAAAGACUCACGCAGCAGCUCUUCGGCUGCCAAUUUUCGUAUCCGCUCAAAGUCAAUUUCCGAUAGGAACUUUUUCGACAUCCUUGCUGCACGGCGUGGCAAAGAAAAGUGGCAGCAUGUAGCGCGCAAUCAAUAUAUGCGUGUUUACGCUUACUAGUUCCCGAUGUAGUAAAAAAAUACUCUCGAAUAAGUCUAUAGCUGCGUUUAAUGAUAUAACACGUUAAAGUUUUGCUAAACAGAAUUUAUAAAGUGCAACUUGCUUCUUGUUUCAUGAAAAUAAUGUGUUUUUACAUACUAGACUUGAUCUGAUUUUCAGGAAUUAAGAAUCACAAUUUCCAUUUCUAAAGUGUCCUUCUUUGAUAUUUUUCCUUGUUAUAUGAAAGUUCCUCUAUAACGCAACGUGUGCAAAUAAGACGUUUCCAUAGGGGAUACUUAUUAGAAUAGGAAAUUAGGUGGGUGUCCGGAUACGUCUAAUUUUGCCUAAUUUUGGUCCGUUUUCCCUAAAAAAAACUGAACUAACAUGACCUCUUGUUUAAAAAAGGGCUUUUUGGGAUUCCAAUGAAUUCUAGAAACAAGAAUAACCACACAAAAUAUACUCCGUUUCCCCAACUCAAAUACCGAUCUCGACAUUUCAUGAAUUAGGUCAUCUACUGUAUAACUUGGUCAUCGUACCAGCGGACAAGGGGCGCUCCACGGUUGUACUGCACAGGACAGACUACCUUCAAAAAGCCAAAGGUUUACUGGAGGACCGACAGUUCUAUGUCCCAUGUGCAACCAACCCUUUAAAGGCGCUGACACGCGAAGUUAAUGCUACGUUGUUGGCCUUGGAGAACUCAGAUGCAAUAACACCGACCGACAGACGCAUGGCGAGACCCCAAGAUACGGCUUUGGCCCGAUUCUAUGGCAUCCCUAAGGUGCACAAAGACGGCGCUCCUCUCCGACCCAUCGUGUCGAUCAAAGGGACUCCAACGUACGGACUGGCUAAGUGGCUGUUCCGGCGUCUCAAGUUCCUGGCCGUUGAGUCAGACACCACGGUCCCUUCGUCAGCACAAUUCCUGGAGAAACUCAAAGGGGUAAGCAUCCGUACAAAUGAGGUCAUGGUGUAUUUUGAUGUUACAUCCCUUUUUACUUCUAUUCUCCAGGACUUGGCGAUCGAGGCAAUUGAGCUGCUACUACGAAGCAAAUACAAUGAAACGGAGAACCGUCUUGAACAAGCCCAAGUCCUUCAUUACCUGAAGCUCCGUCUCAAGAUGUACUUCACGUUCGACGGGACAAUCUACGAACAGGUGAAGGGCACACCAAUGGGUUCGCUGAUUUCGGGGUUCAUCGCCGAGGCGGUACUGCAACGGUUAGAGUCGCUGGUCAUCCAACACCACAGACCGAAAUUCUGGGCCCGGUAUGUGGAUGAUACCUUCGUCGUUAUCGACCGGGAUCAGCUGCUGACAUUCAAGGAACAUCUGAAUGCGGUCAUCCCGGACAUACAAUUUACGAUGGAGGAGGAAGAGAACAAACAGCUGGCCUUCCUGGAUGUCCUCGUAUGCCGCAAGGAUUGUGGUGGACUAAAGACCAAAGUGUUCAGGAAAGCGACAAAUACGAUGCAAGUACUGAACGUCAGCAGUAACCACCCAAUCAGCUGCAAACGCAGUCGUGUCAGGACGCACUAUGGGCGUGUUGAAACGCACAGCAGUGAGCCGGAAGACAAGAUUGCCGAACUACAAUAACUCCGACGGGUCUUCAACGCAACUUUGUCAACCGGUGCAUACGCAAAAUGGACAAAAGGCCUGACCGCACGGACACCAAAUCUUGGAGGGCACUCCCGUAUGUCAAGAACGUUUCGGAAGCUGUCGGCCACCUUCUCGCCCCACUUGGGGUUGGAGUUGCACACAGACCGGAGGCAAACAUCAGGCGUCUGGUCAUGAAACCGAAAGACCCACUGCCACAGCAAGAAACGUCUGGAUUCGUUUAUCGGAUCUGGUGCAGUUGCGGACAAAGUAACUACGUCGGAGAAACCGGAAGACAGCUCCGAACGAGAAUGGCCGAACACGCGGCAGCGGUGCGCAGAAAUAACGCCAGCUCUCAAGUUGCGGCUCAUUCAACGAGAUCCGGCCACACAUUCAAAUUUGACGAGGCCAAAAUGCUCGCAAGAGUUGGCAACCGCGCGAGCCGGGAGCUACUGGAAUCAUGGUUUACUGGCCCCCAGUCUAUUUACAAGUGCAAUGAUCUUCCCAUUCAAUACAGCGUGCUGAGACUUCGUCUAGGCGGAGUAAUUGGCCACGCGGGGAGCGCACUGGUGAACACUCCUCCCAACUCCCGGGUCAACGCGUCAGACGGUCGAGCAAUCAUCACGCCAACAUCCAACGCACGUGAUGAAAUGGCAGCAAUUAUCGACUCGAAUGUCGGCCAUCACGCCACGUGCAACGAUCCCUGAUGAAAGGGAGGGAGCCGUGAAUAUUCAUAGAUAUGUGGUAGCAUCCUAUAAACACUGCAGCCGCAUGUGCAUGAACCACCAUUAUCUGCUUAUGUCUCCAACGAUGGUUUCAAGCAGGAAUCCGAAACGUCAGGCUAAUAAAGCUCUUGUCCCGGCGAUCGUGUCUUCUUCUUCAAGACUCGCUCUCCUCCUCAUCCUACCUCUUCUUCUUCUUCCUCUGCCUAUUUUUCUCCUUCGACAUGUUCUCCACCUCCUUUCCGCCGCCCCACACGUCGCCAUACUGGCAGGGUAGUCCGAUCAAUCUGACAGCUUGGAAUGUUCGCACCCUUUUAGACAAUCGGAGGAGCAACCGACCGGAACCGAGGACGGCGCUAUUGGCCCGGGAACUGACGCGCUACAAGGUGGAAAUCGCCGCACUCAGCGAGACCCGAUUCCCCAAAGAAGGCCAACUGGAGGAGGUGGGUGCCGGCUGCACCUUCUUCUAGAGUGUUCGGUCCAGGACAGUGCGACGAGACGCAGGUCUCGCCUUUGCCAUCCGGAACGACAUCGUGGGACGACUGCCCUGUUUGCCGCAGGGCAUCAACGAUCGCCUAAUGAGCCUCCGCCUGCCUCUCCGGGGGGGGGGGGCAAAUUCGCCACCAUCAUCAGCGUCUACGCUCUGCCAAUGACCAGCCCUGACGCCGCAAGAGAUAAAUUCUACGAGGACCUGCACACCCUCUUGGCGUCUGUGUCGAAGGCGGACAAGUUGAUUUUCCUUGGUGACUUCAACGCCCGCGUCGGCACAGAUCAUGCUGCCUGGAGGGGAGUGAUAGGUCCUCAUGGUCUACGCGGCUCCAACGACAACGGCUUGCUGCUUCUCCGCACCUGCGCAGAACACCGCCUCAUUCUGACACAAAUGUAA